This is a messenger RNA of Malania oleifera, 528 nucleotides long. RefSeq lists its product as uncharacterized. The transcript has a single exon. The record is from RefSeq and is a predicted model, not a curated record. Lineage: Eukaryota; Viridiplantae; Streptophyta; Magnoliopsida; Santalales; Ximeniaceae. Bases 1 to 528 code for a protein of 175 amino acids.
AUGGGAUUGAAAGUUGAACCUCAUCCCACUCCGUAUAAAGUUGCUUGGGUGAAUGUAGCAACCACGCCCAUAAGCCAUAGGUGUCUAGUCCUUAUCAAUAUUCCGGACUAUGAAGACAAAAUCUGGUAUGACGUCCUUCGUAUGGAUGUUGCCCACAUUCUAUUAGAAAUACCUUGGCUGUAUGAUCUUGAUGUCUUAGACAGUGGUAGAGCCAACACCUAUACUUUUAGGUGCAAUGGAAAGAAGAUUGUCUUGAGUCCUUCAGAGCCCAAGAAGGACAAACAAGACAAGGAAAAGAAAAGUUUGAAAAUAAAAGAGAAAGUUGGAAAUUCUUUGCAUGUUCUAAGAAAGAAACAAUUUGAGCAAAAGAGUAAGAAGACACAGAUUGUCUAUGUUGUGGUAACCAAGGAAAAUGACUCCUCUACUCUAGAACAUGAGACACCACAUGAAGUGUCACCUAUACUUUCUGAAUUUAGUGAUGUUAUCUCUGAACCUCUAAAUGAAUUACCCCCAAUGAGAGAUAUUUAG